UGUUGCAUUCAAAGGAGGAAGCAAUAACAAUACGUGUGAUGAAGUUGAGGAAUGGAAGCGGUAUCUCAUAUCUCACACAGGCUCCUCAGCAGCCCCCCACUAUCCUGCAGCAGCUCCCAGCAACCAUGAUGCCUCCUGGCUCCGCUGCUUCCAUUAGGCCUGGUGGUCACGUCAAGGAGGACCUUGUAGAGCUGAUGAUGAUCCAGAAUGCCCAGAUGCACCAGGUCAUCAUGAACAACAUGACCAUGUCAGCUCUCAGCUCAUUCGGAUACACCAAUGCUUCAUCGGGCCCUGUGCAGGCUUCCAGAGACCUGGUUAUUAUUGAAGAGAAUGAGGCUGACCCGGAGAUAUAUCACCACUAUUACCAGCCUGCCCUGUACCUAUCCCACCCUGGAUGGCUCCUUAGUCAGGCCACACUAGUCCACCAAGACCCCAACAAAGCCACAUGUUCUCCGCCGCACAGAGACAGGCCUGCUGUCCCUCCUCCUCCUCCCUCGCCCAACACCACUGGGACUGUGGGAGCCGACGUCAUUCCCGCAGCAGAGAACAACAGUGCUGCUGAUGCAGAAGCAGAGAAGAAGAGAGAGUGAUUAGUCCGUCACUCACCAAAUGUUUUUUUUAAUGGGCACUAGUGGGGACAAACAACCUCGAAUGGAUUCACCUUAUCUCAAAGUUCGUAAUUUCAUACAUAUGUUUUGUUUUUAGAAUUAAAUGUGUUUCAUGUCCAAUAGAUGAAACAGGCAAAUGAAUAUGAUAUUGGGCAUUUUUAUCCCUUCAUUAAACCUACAUUACCCAAAUCAUCCAGUAGGGAGCAGCAGCAGCUGUUAGGUGAAGUGGCAAAUACUGUAGACCACAAGCAAUAUACCCAAGAAUACAAGAUGUAUUGCUUUAUUGACAAGCAGUCACAGUAACUCUGUAUGCUAUUCUGCUGAUGUAGACCAUUACAUAGCACUGUGGAUUACAUAGCAAGAGUGUGACACUACACAAGAUCUAUGGCCAUGUAACACUAUGUGACCUUCUCUUUAAAUACACUGUGAUGAGCAGUUAGAAGGAUAACAGGAAGCAGGUUACU
Messenger RNA from Larimichthys crocea (large yellow croaker), 1072 nucleotides. RefSeq names its product proline-rich protein 29-like. Lineage: Eukaryota; Metazoa; Chordata; Actinopteri; Sciaenidae. The record is from RefSeq and is a predicted model, not a curated record. Bases 39 to 590 code for a protein of 183 amino acids. The transcript has 6 exons.